GUCUGAGCUCGCUUCCCUUAGCCUUCCUCCCUCACACACUGUCUGUGUCUCACUCACACACAGCCACACGCGCUCACUCUCCCCCAGACCUGCUGCACAGUCUGUCGUGGACUUAACCCAGUGGCAAGAUGACGGACCAGUCUAUGUUUGACACGGACGUAUGGACCCUUACGCGGUUCGUCAUGGAGACGGGCCGACAGGCCAAGGGCUCCACCGGCGAGCUGACGCAGCUGAUCAACUCCCUAACCUUCGCCAUCAAAGCCAUCUCGUCGGCCGUGAGGAAGGCGGGCCUGGCUCACCUGCAGGGCAUCGCUGGACAGAUCAACGCAACAGGUGACGAUGUGAAGAAGUUGGACGUGCUGUCCAAUGACCUGUGCAUCAACAUGCUGAAGUCCUCCUUCGGCUCCUGUUGCCUGGUCAGCGAGGAGAACAAGGAGGCUGUCAUCAUUCCAGCAGACAAGAGGGGUAAAUAUGUGGUUUGCUUUGACCCACUGGAUGGCUCCUCCAACAUUGACUGCCUGGCAUCCAUUGGAACUAUUUUCGCCAUCUACAAAAGGACUUCAGAGGGAGAACCCACAGAGAAGGAUGCUCUGCAGAAGGGCAACAACAUAGUGUGUGCAGGCUAUGCCCUCUAUGGCAGUGCCACCCUGGUGGCCCUCAGUACUGGGGCUGGGGUCAAUUUCUUCAUGCUGGAUCCAGCUGUGGGUGAGUUCAUUCUCACUGAGAGGAAUGUGAAGAUUAAGAAGAAGGGCAAGACCUACAGUCUGAAUGAAGGCUACGCCAAGUACUUCGACGCUGGUCUGACUGAGUAUCUCCAUAAGAAGAAAUUCCCAGAGGAUGGCAGCUCCCCGUACGGUGCCAGGUAUGUGGGCUCCAUGGUGUCCGACAUCCACCGCACCAUCUGCUACGGAGGCAUCUUCAUGUACCCCGCCAACGAGAAGAGCCCAAAAGGAAAGCUGAGGCUGCUGUAUGAGUGCAACCCCAUUGCCUUCAUCAUAGAGCAGGCCGGGGGUAAGGCCACCACGGGCCACGAGAGGAUACUGGACGUCCAGCCCGAGACGAUCCACCAGCGGGUGCCCUUCAUCGUGGGCUCCCCUGAUGACGUGGAUGAGUUCCUGGCCUGCGUCAAGAAGCACCAGAAGUAGAGAGAUGCAGUGGCAGCAGGAGCGGCAGCAGCCAUAUUCGUGUGUGAGCAUGCAACUACACAGUGAAUGGUGCAGUGUUCAUUUAACACUCAGAGAGUCGGCAUGAACUAGUCUUCUAGUCGACCCUACUCUCUGGUGUUGAAUUGACACUGCAAAAGUUACUGUGUUAUGUUUCAGCCCAAGUCAACUCAUCCUGGCUUUCGUCGUUACAACAUUGUGUUUUUCAUGAUUCACUCAUGGCUGUAGCAUGGGCAAAAGUUUGUCCAGUUAUCAUAUCAGUGGCAGAGUGAUCAUGUACCGUAACUACUACACCGUAUAAAAGCCUGCAGUGUUAAUUUAACUCUAGAAGAGUAUUUGCCCUACUCUAUAAGUCAUGACUUUACACUGUAACGUUUACUUUCUCAGCCCAAGCCUUCAACAACUUUGUUUUUUCAUCAAGAAGACCAAAACAAUAACUAAAAGAAUGAAAUACAAUCCGCAUUUGUUUGUACUUCUACCUGUUAAAUGAUGGAUAGAAUCACAGAUAGACCUAACAGACCUUUUCAACCUCUGAUUGUCCGUUACAUUAUUUAGGAACGGCUUAACAGUAUGUAACUGCAUGUAACUUUGUGUACUUGCACAGUACCAGAAGACAUAGGUAUGUAGAGUGUAAGUACAUGGUAAUACAUGUUGAUACAUGUAGGCAAGGCACACUACAAAACAAACCAUGGAAUAAAGUGUUACCCAUGUUUCUUA
Engraulis encrasicolus (European anchovy) is the source of this 1880-nucleotide messenger RNA. Its product is annotated as fructose-1,6-bisphosphatase isozyme 2-like. Gene Ontology annotation, biological process: gluconeogenesis; sucrose biosynthetic process; fructose metabolic process. NCBI's taxonomy places the organism in Eukaryota, Metazoa, Chordata, Actinopteri, Clupeiformes, Engraulidae. Gene Ontology annotation, cellular component: cytoplasm; cytosol. The record is from RefSeq and is a predicted model, not a curated record. Gene Ontology annotation, molecular function: fructose 1,6-bisphosphate 1-phosphatase activity. The coding region runs from base 129 to 1145 and encodes 338 amino acids. The transcript has 7 exons.